Molecule: messenger RNA, 1236 nt
Organism: Pseudocercospora fijiensis CIRAD86
Lineage: Eukaryota; Fungi; Ascomycota; Dothideomycetes; Mycosphaerellales; Mycosphaerellaceae
Exons: 1
Coding region: 1-1236 (411 amino acids)
Source: RefSeq, a predicted model, not a curated record
AUGCCUGUCCUAAAUGUGGUCAACGUCGACCACGUCAGGACAUCAAGCCCGCAAGAGAUUGAAACUGCAUCGAAGCAUAGAGGCCAUCCACGCGCGACCAUUGAAACAGACGAGGAAGGUGACACCGCCAGCUAUGGUCAUCCUCUUGCCAGGAAUGGAAUGACCUUGACUGUACCGAAGAACGAAGAGGAGAGCACCGAGAAGAAGUCCACAGCUCCGGCACGCGUUACCAGGACAGAUCCUGUACCUACUUCGUCAGCUACUGAGCAUCUCGGGUCCACUUCCCAGCGCCCAGAGACAUCGACAAGAGACGGCUUCUGGAAGAGAACACAAAACGAUCGUAAUGCCAUCGAGACAUACAUCGUAGACAAAAAGGGCGUUUCCAAGGACGGAACUGCGACUGGAAAGGCACGCCUCAUCGCCAAGCAAGACCGUUUCGCUCAGCUCAGUCUCUGGUAUGAUGAGAAGCUUAACCAGCUGGAGAAGCGGAAGGGCAAGGUUACCGGCUCCGCCAGAUCUCUGUUUCCCCAAUUCUACAACAAAAUUGACGAAGAUGUUUGGCUUCGGAGGACUUUUUCGGCUUGGUUGGACGGCGCGGAGGAAGGCAAGAUCAAUAAGCCUGACAUUGCUCGCUCCAACGCAAACUAUCCUACCCCCUUGACUCAGUUGGGGCGUCAUUAUGAUGAUCAAGACCAAGAUGACGAGGAGAUGGUCAUCAAGCCCGAGCCUGAAGAUGAAGAUGAUGAAGAAGACUAUCGUACAACCUUCUACAACAACAACAACAGAAAUCUCACCUUCGGCUGCGCGGUGCCUCAACGCACAGCUGCCAUACAAGCCAGCGCCCAUGGCAAAAUGCGCGACCCCUCAACACCAAACAGCGACAAGGCAUACUUUACACAUCAUCAUCAUCACAUCAAACGGAGACGAGAGCGUGAACCCUCAACGCCAGACAGCGACGACAAGACACAUGCCAUCAAGCGAAGGCGGGAGGCAACGACUUCUGAGAGGGACGAAGAUUCUCCAUCAUCAUCAUCAGAAGAAACCUUUGCCGUUGAACAACCACCAAAGAAGGAGAAAUUUUGGGCUGUGGGCGGCAUCAACGCCCACUUCAACGGAGCCAAAAUCACGCCGCAGAAGCUCGAAGGCAAGAUCCCUGGGGGUAAAGUGGUCAAGGUGGUGAGGCGAGCGUGGGUUUGGGAUGAGAAUGGAAGAAUGAAGGUUUAUCCGCCUUUUUAA